GGCGGGGGCCGCUGGCUGCGGGCAGCGCGGAGCGGCGGCGACGGAGCAGCCGGAGCCCGGGCGGCGCUGAGGGGAGGCGGCGGGCGGGCAGGCAGGCAGGCAGGCAGGCAGGCAGGCAGGCAGCCAUCCCGGCCCGGCCGAGAGACCCGCUCCGCCGCGGCAGGCACGGCCGGCGCCGCCCGCCCUCCCGCACGCCGUGCCCCCGCGGCGCAGCGAGGCCUGGCCGCGGCUCGGAGAGCGGGGCCCAGGCGGCGGCGGCGGCCGUGGUGGUGGUGGUGGCGGCGGCUGGGCGCUCCGCCGCGCCUGCCCUGCCAUCUUAGGUGCCGUGCCCCGCCGCCUUUGUGCCCGCCGCGCCCGGGCACCCGCGGGGGCCGGGCCCGACGCCCCUCCGGGGGCGCCUCCCCCCGCGGGGCCGCCGCCCCUUGCCCCGCUCCUCCUCCUCCUCCUUCUCCUCCUCCUCCUCCUCCGCGGGGGGCCGACCGGCGCUCCCAGCCCGGCUGCGGCGGAGGUAAUCCAUGCUGAAGAGGCUCCAUUCAUACAGAUGAACCAAGGGUUGAGGCAGCACUUUAAACCCAGAUAGUCGGUCGGCUAACUGCCCAGCAGGAUGCCAUCAACCAGCCGAGCGGGCAGCCUGAAGGACCCAGAAAUUGCAGAGCUCUUCUUCAAAGAAGAUCCAGAAAAGCUCUUCACAGAUCUCCGAGAGAUUGGCCAUGGAAGCUUCGGAGCAGUUUAUUUUGCACGUGAUGUGCGCACCAACGAAGUGGUGGCCAUCAAGAAAAUGUCAUACAGUGGGAAGCAGUCCAAUGAGAAAUGGCAGGAUAUUAUUAAGGAAGUCAAGUUCCUCCAAAGAAUAAAACACCCUAACAGUAUAGAAUACAAAGGCUGCUAUUUGCGGGAGCACACAGCAUGGCUUGUUAUGGAAUAUUGUUUAGGAUCAGCAUCAGACUUACUAGAAGUUCAUAAAAAGCCAUUGCAAGAAGUGGAAAUAGCAGCAAUUACCCACGGUGCUCUCCAGGGAUUAGCAUACUUGCAUUCUCACAACAUGAUCCAUAGAGAUAUCAAGGCAGGAAACAUCCUGCUGACGGAGCCAGGACAGGUGAAACUUGCUGACUUUGGGUCUGCUUCCAUAGCAUCUCCUGCCAACUCAUUUGUGGGGACGCCAUAUUGGAUGGCCCCAGAAGUGAUUUUAGCCAUGGAUGAAGGGCAGUAUGAUGGCAAAGUAGAUGUUUGGUCUCUUGGAAUUACCUGUAUUGAGUUAGCGGAAAGGAAGCCUCCUUUGUUUAAUAUGAACGCAAUGAGUGCCUUAUAUCACAUAGCGCAGAAUGAAUCCCCUACACUACAGUCUAAUGAAUGGUCUGAUUAUUUUCGAAACUUCGUAGAUUCUUGCCUCCAGAAAAUUCCUCAAGACAGGCCUACAUCAGAGGAGCUUCUGAAGCACAUGUUUGUUCUUCGGGAGCGGCCCGAAACAGUGUUAAUAGACUUGAUUCAGAGAACAAAGGAUGCAGUGAGAGAGCUGGACAACCUGCAGUAUCGUAAAAUGAAGAAGCUCCUCUUCCAGGAGGCGCACAAUGGCCCUGCAGUCGAAACACAGGAGGAGGAGGAGGAACAAGAUCACGGUGUCGGCAGGACAGGAACAGUGAACAGUGUCGGAAGCAAUCAGUCCAUUCCUAGUAUGUCUAUCAGUGCCAGUAGCCAAAGCAGUAGUGUUAACAGUCUUCCAGAUGCCUCGGAUGAUAAGAGCGAGCUGGAUAUGAUGGAGGGGGACCACACCGUGAUGUCAAAUAGCUCUGUCAUUCAUUUAAAACCGGAGGAAGAAAACUACAGAGAGGAAUCAGAUCCUCGAACGAGGGUGUCGGAACCCCAGUCUCCUCCCCAAGUAUCUCGCCACAAGUCUCAUUAUCGCAACCGAGAGCACUUUGCUACUAUACGCACAGCAUCGCUGGUGACAAGGCAAAUGCAGGAACAUGAGCAAGACUCUGAACUCCGAGAGCAGAUGUCUGGCUAUAAACGUAUGAGACGGCAGCACCAGAAGCAACUGAUGGCAUUAGAGAAUAAACUGAAGGCAGAGAUGGACGAGCAUCGCCUCAGGUUGGACAAAGAUCUUGAAACACAGCGCAACAAUUUUGCAGCAGAAAUGGAAAAGCUAAUUAAAAAGCACCAAGCAGCCAUGGAAAAAGAGGCUAAAGUGAUGGCCAAUGAAGAAAAGAAGUUCCAACAGCAUAUUCAGGCCCAACAGAAAAAAGAAUUGAACAGUUUCCUGGAGUCCCAGAAGAGAGAAUAUAAACUCCGUAAAGAGCAGCUGAAAGAGGAACUGAAUGAAAACCAGAGCACUCCAAAGAAGGAGAAGCAGGAGUGGCUCUCCAAGCAGAAGGAGAACAUCCAGCAUUUCCAGGCAGAGGAAGAAGCCAACUUACUGAGGCGUCAGAGGCAGUACUUGGAGCUGGAGUGUCGCCGCUUUAAGAGACGGAUGCUCCUUGGCCGCCAUAAUCUGGAGCAGGACCUGGUUCGGGAGGAGUUAAACAAAAGGCAGACACAGAAGGACCUGGAGCACGCCAUGCUGCUGCGUCAGCACGAGUCCAUGCAGGAGCUGGAGUUCCGCCAUCUCAGUACCAUCCAGAAGAUGCGCUGCGAGCUGAUCCGACUCCAGCACCAGACCGAGCUCACCAACCAGCUGGAAUACAACAAGCGCCGGGAGCGGGAGCUGAGGCGUAAGCACGUCAUGGAGGUCCGGCAGCAGCCCAAGAGCCUGAAGUCAAAAGAACUACAGAUAAAGAAGCAGUUUCAGGAUACAUGCAAGAUCCAAACCAGACAGUACAAAGCACUGAGAAACCAUCUGCUGGAGACCACGCCAAAGAGUGAACAUAAAGCUGUCCUCAAACGGCUCAAGGAGGAGCAGACCCGGAAGCUGGCUAUCCUGGCUGAGCAGUAUGAUCACAGCAUUAAUGAAAUGCUCUCUACGCAAGCUCUGCGUUUGGAUGAAGCACAGGAAGCAGAGUGCCAGGUUUUGAAGAUGCAGCUGCAGCAAGAAUUGGAGCUGCUGAAUGCAUAUCAGAGUAAAAUCAAGAUGCAGGCAGAAGCCCAGCAUGAUCGGGAGCUGCGUGAUCUUGAACAGAGGGUAUCCCUCCGUCGGGCCCUCCUUGAGCAGAAGAUUGAGGAGGAGAUGCUGGCGUUGCAGAACGAGCGUACCGAACGGAUACGAAGCCUGCUGGAGCGUCAAGCUCGCGAGAUCGAAGCCUUUGACUCAGAAAGCAUGAGGCUAGGUUUUAGUAAUAUGGUUCUUUCUAAUCUCUCCCCCGAGGCGUUCAGCCACAGCUACCCGGGAGCUUCUGGCUGGUCCCACAAUCCUACUGGGGGUGCAGGACCUCACUGGGGUCAUCCCAUGGGUGGCCCACCACAAGCUUGGGGCCAUCCAAUGCAAGGUGGACCCCAGCCAUGGGGUCACCCCUCGGGGCCCAUGCAGGGGGUACCUCGAAGUAGUGCUAUAGGGGUCCGCAACAGCCCCCAGGCUCUGAGGCGGACAGCUUCUGGGGGACGGACGGAACAGGGCAUGAGCAGGAGCACAAGUGUUACUUCACAAAUAUCCAAUGGUUCACACAUGUCUUAUACAUAACUUAAACAAUAACUGAGGGUGGCAAUUCCACUGGAGCUGUCUGCCAAGAGAAACUGCCUACAGACACCAGCCCAGCAGCCUCCUCAGUGCGGUGCUGACGUGUGGAAGCUGGGUGCACAUGGAAUAUUGUAUUCAUUUUGUAAAGCAUUACGUUUUGUGUUUACUAACUGGGAUGUCAUAGUAUUUGGCUGCAGGGUUUGGGGGGGGUGAUUUUUUUGGUUGGUUGUUUUUUUUUUUUUUUGUUGCUGUUUUUUACUUUUUGGAGGGGUCUUGGGAGGGCGUCUGAGAAAUAUAUGCAAUUAGUCAGAAGGGUUGGCUGGUGGUUGUCACACUGACAGGACAGAAGGGCCUCAGACUGCCCUUGUCACGCCAUCCAUAGGAAGUCUGAGGGAGAAUGAAGACCUCCUCCCAUGUCCAUAAAUUUCGAACUGCCACCCUGCAAAAACCAGGCGAGCUGCCUUUAAACCAACAUCCAGGGGAGGAACAGCUGGAUCUUCUGUUCCAUUUCCAUUUGUCAUUAAAUUGGAUACAUUUCUAGCGUAUUGCCUCUGCCAAGAGGCCUUGUCAAAGACUUGUAGGUGAGGAAGAAGGGUGAGAAGAGAGGCCAAGAGACACCAGGGCUCGGCAGGGCCCUUCUACCCAAGUGCCCGCUCCGUGUCGUGUAAGAAGUGACGUUCUCUCAGAAGGCACUGGUCAGCUUCCCGAGAAGCGUGUAGGUAAAUCUGGAGGGAACAGGCUAGAAAUGUUCAAAAUCGUAUUCCUGCUUUGGCACUCCCUGACUGUGCUGCUGGUAGCUCAGACAAGGUUGGGCAGAGGAGCGUAAGUAAUGCACUUGUACAGCUAAUACUGUGACAUCUCAUUUUAGCUAAGCAUCGGAAUAAUUAUUGGAGCCCAGCGUAGUCCUUUUUGCUCCAUUCAGAAAUGUUUAGACUUUCAGCCAAUCAGUCUCAAAUGCCAGGGGUGUUUUGAAGGAUGCCAUAGUCACAAAAUGCCAUUGAUCGGGUUUUUCAUUAUGACACUACAUCCACCAAUUUAUUACCUUUUUGGCUUGUUGCAAUUUCCUGUUUACAUGUAGAGUGUAGCCAACUGUUUAAAUGUUUAGUUGCCACAGUGUACCAGGAGGAGCUGAGCCAAUGACUCUUUCCCAGCUGAUGACUAACCCACAUCACCACUGUAGAUCUUGCUGCAUGUGAGGCUCCUUUUUAUUAUUUUCGUUGCUGCAAUACUUCACAACUUUUACAGUCCCUUGAGGCGCUGUGAUAUUUUGGCAGCGUAUCACACCGUGCGAGAAGGCACUACUUCCAGAGGCUCGUUGGAGCUGCUGUACUACUGAAAGGAAGCAAAGGAGGUUGUGAAAUCCAUACGGUGAUAAAGGGGUCAGGGAGCCGCGUUAACCGAAUGGCUUUGUGGCAUCGUGUCACCCCUUAGUGCUGGGAACGGGAGACGCCCCCGUGCUCUUGUGCCGGUGCCGGGGCGGCCUGGGUCAGCCAGCACUGCGGGGCUAGGGAAAGAGCAGGGAGAUGACGUUUGGCUUGAGGCAAAGAUUUCCGUCUUGGGGACUGACCAGCCAGGGUUCUUUGUAGAUGUUUUUUCCUUGCACACUAAUCAUCUUGAAGAAAACACUAGCUGCUAACUCUAGGAUUUGCCUUUAAUGUUUAUAGGGCUCAAAAGCAAGGUUUUUCCGAAUGUGUUUGUCCAUGUGACAUAUUUAUAUAGUAAAUACUCUAGUGUCUCGCUGCUGUUCAGUACUCUCGACAGGGCGACGUUCUCUCGUUAGCUAAAUUAACAUCCACUCCCGAUCCUUAACUCUCUGCCAGUGUCCGGUGAAUCCAACUGGGAUUUCUAGCAUCUUGACGUAGCCCAUCGCUCUGAUCGAAGAUGGAAACUACCAAAAUACGUUUGAGCAGCCCCUUAGUAAGGAGCUUUGUCGUACUAACAGUAGACGGAAGCCUGGGAUGAGGCGGUGGUCCCGCGGAGGUGACUCUGGUUGCCCCACCCCGGGGCAAGUGGUGACUGUGAAUUGUCCUGUCCUUUCCUCUGCUAUGUUUUUUUAUGUGGAAUUGGAUGUUUUGGGGUCAUUCUUUCGCAUUGCAGUGUUGUUGAAAUGCCGCGAAACCGAUUUAGGAAAGGUUACCUGUAUUUUCCUGGGUUUAGAAAGACAAAAAUGAAACGAAAGGCCAAAAUUGCAUGGGAUUUACCACGUGAGAGCGGAGGGUGUGCCCAGAGCGUGGUGCUAACACGGCGUUUUGAAGUUCAGCUCCUCUAUCACAAGCAGCAGCAGUGACAGCGGGGACAGGCUAUACCUGCAAGUUCAGUGGGUUCAUUCUUUUGCUUCUGUUAUGGUUUGAAUUUGGUCAAAGUCUCUGGCUUAAAUUGAGCUACUUCAACAGAAUUCUCUCAACCCAUCUCUUCGUGUAAUGUCAAGCAUGACUGAAUGCUGAAUCCAAAUGAUGGCUAUCCCAUAUUGGCUUUUUUUGUAUUCAAAAAGAAUUGUGUAGUAACCAUUUUUACAUGUAUAUCAUGUGCAGACCUGGACUAUUCCAACAAGUUAAUAUUUUAAUUAAAAUAGUUUGCAAAAACUGAUUCAGAUCACCUGGUCUAAAUGUGUGUGUCCCUGUGUGUACGUGGGGGAAGGAAAGGUGUCCCAGACAAGCCUGAUCUCGAGAGGAGGCACCCCAUUGCGCAGCUGUAGCCGAGGGACUGCGGGUCAGGCUGAGCCUUGGAGGUGUACGAGGAGGCCCCUGGUGCUGAGAAUUUUGACGUGUCUUGGGUACAUUUCUGAGAUACGUAAACAACCAUAAAAUACGCUAGAGAGACGCAAACACUCUCUGAAUCAGUUUGCAAACUCUAUUUUUAAAAGCAGGACCAGUUAAUUACCCCAUAUUGUGCUCCUUGCAGUCAUGCCCUAACUUUGGUUUUAAAAAUACUGUAAUCUGUAAAUUGUGGAAAUGACUCCAGUACCUCAGCAAAGAUGUUCUUUUACAUCUUUUAUGCUCGUAUUUAACACUGGGGAAACUCUUGUGUGUGGACUACUUUGCAAAUUGUAUUGCAGUAUUUUCAAAUCACCAGCUUGACCCCUGAAAUCUCUUAUUCUGUGGUUAUUUUUCUCUCCCCCUUUGCAAAGACCUAAAGUUCUGAUGUAGUUUAGCCCAGAGAUGAAAAAAAAAAACAAAAACAGGAGCCAGCAUUUUCACCUCUUUCGGAAUUGGAUUUCUUUUGAUUUUAUUUAAUUAAAAUUGGUGAAAGGGACCACGUUUUUCUUGUUCUCCAUGGUCCCAGGGAGGCAGCAGCCACCUCUCCCUUCCAUGUUGAACGUUACAUGCUUUCUUCCUCGGAUGCAGCGCUGAAACGGAGGCCGGCUCUGUUUCACCUGCAUUCGCUCCAAGCCUGUGAGCUUCAAAGGGGUUGAAGAAAGAAAUGUGGUACGAUACCGAGCUUUCCACAGAAAUUUCCCCGCAGCCAUUCCUUGCCCGGCUUGGGGCCAGGCUGGCAUCGCUCUGUGUCCCACCCAGCCCUCCCGCUCCAGAAGACGGCGCGUUGCACGCUAGCUGUAACCUGCACGGGGUGCACCCUGGUGUGGACCCCGGGAUGAUGCUGUUGAUUAACCCCCCGCCCCGGGGGGAAGGGCCCCUUGCGCGUCAGGCUGCCCUGCCCCUUGACCCUGCUUACGUGCCAUUUCCUGAGAGGCAAUAAAUUGUAUUGUACCACUGUCUACCAUUACUCUGUUGAAUACGCACAUCUCUCUGGUUAUAUAUAUGGUUAUCUCAUUUGUAUAUAUUUAUAUACUCUGUACGUACGUGUGUGUGGGUAUACGUGCACACACAUCAUGCUGUGCAUUUCUGUCAGGGCGCUUCAGUUCUGCUGUUCCUUAGCACUCCUGUUCGUGAGCAAACGCCACCCCUGCAGCAGGGCUCUCCGGGGCGAGGGCGCCUGCGUCGGCGCAAGCUCUGCCUAGGGCUGAAACGCGGUCAAAAACCCUCGCUUAAAUACGGCCCGGCUAAUCGCAGCUUGCUUUUUCUGGGGAGCGGGAGGGUAGGCUAGCUGCUACGGGUGUGCUGGAGAGGAGGGGAGAGAGCUCCCAGAGGGUACCAGAAAGUCAGAAGCCAGCAGAGGAGAAAACAGGACGGUGUAGCGACAGGAAAGCAGCUGAGGCGGGGUACCGAUGUGCUGGGGGGGCGGUGAGUGGGCCGGUGAGGCGCUCAGCGGGCUGAGCUCAGAGUCCCCAGCUGCGUCUUGCCACGGAGGGUCGCAAGCCCGGCACGGUCUUGGCACGCUGCACCGGCGCUAACUUGUGGCAGUCGCGAGUUCGAGCCGCCGCUGCCUCUGGACACUGUCUACCUUUGUGUGCGUCUAAUAACCAGAGCAGGUUCUGUGGAGGAUCAAAAGAGAAGCUAAAUUGCCAGAUUUAAGAGGUACACGCGUGUAUGUGUGUACAGCGUGUACGUACGUGCGUGGAUAUGCCCUCACAGAGACGAUUGUGGUCUGUUCCUUGUUCUGCUUGGGCACGUGUGCUGUAUUACUCGAGCCCAGUAAGCGGUACUGGGUGCUUGCUCCGCACCUCUAGUAAGCUUCGCCCUGGUCUUUCUCGUAGCAGAGCGGCGAGUGCCGCGCUAGACACCGCGAGCUCCUCAAGCUGCCAAGACCCUUCUAACCUUCUCCUUUGUCCUCCACAGACCCCAUCUUAGCGAGGCAUCGGGCAGUUCGGGGGCUGGACGGUUCUUGCACGAGUCAAGUCACAAAUGUUCACCCAGCUGUGAGAUUUACCCCGCCGGGGAAGCCCAGGAAGCUCAGCAGCGCCGGCCGUGGGCUCUCUUCUUUGUGCUGUGAGAAUUUGGAGGCAAUUCUUCCCCCCGUCCCUUUUGGAAGGUCUCUUGUGAGCUUUUUGAGGCUCGGCUUGGGUUUGGUUCGUCUUUAGCUUGUGCGGCUGCCCGUGGGACUUCCCCGCCGCGGCGCUGGCCGGCAGCGAGCCCCGAGCCGCGUGCCGAGGUCGGAGGGGUGGUGGAUGCCCAGGCAGGGGCGGCGGUCGGUGUCCCUCCGCCGUGUUUCACUUUGCACUUUUACGAGGCGAUUGAGUCGGAGUCUUGAGAAAUACGUGUGAGGCUCUUCGGAGGGUUGUGGGUAGCUGUUUUCAGCCAAAAAAGAAAUAGCUGAUAGAUUUAGUGGUCAUAAUAAACGUCUCCCCACCAGGGAACGACGGCAGCAGAUAACCCUGGUUCUGUUGCACAGUGAGAUUUGGCCGGCUGGGGCUGUGACGGUGCCCGCUGCAUCCCUGCCCCUCGGCCCGGGCUUCGCUGGGGAAGGAGAGGCCUCUGUCAGCUAGGGAGGGACUUAGUAAAUCGGAUUUGCCGGCAAACAAGCACCUUAACCACCGAGCCGUGGGUCUCGAUACUUGUGCUUCACCCAAAGGCUCCUCUUGGGGGAGGGAGGCAGUUUGGUACGUGACCGUUGGCUUCGCACCCAUCUGGCGUCCUCAGAACAUCCUAAAGCCAUGUCCUAGGGAAAAAGAAAACCCAAACCCGGCAUCGGUUCCCUCUCUCCCUGCUUUCUCUGAGUGCACACACUGAGUCCGGGAACCAGUAACCAGGAGGGGUGAGCGUUGCCCCCACGGACGUGAACCAACGCGGGGGUGGGAUCGUCCCCCCCGCCUCGCCCCUCCGGUCCCCUGCCCCGCUCCCCACCCCUGAGUACGGGUACCUCAGAACAUGCACAGUUUGAAUUUUCACUGACAAUUAGUUUAAUUAUUGUGAGUGAAAAGAAUUGUAAUUAUCUGUAAAUAUGUAGUUAACAAAUUGACCUAGUUUCUGUAUUUUUUAAGUUUUUGUACUAAAAUUUAUAGAUACAGUAUGUGCCAGCUAGCAAAAAGCUACUGUAAUUGCCAGUCGUAGUUCAGCAUGCAUCUAAUCCCCGAGACCUGUCAAAGUGAUGCUGUGAGGAAUUGUGCUUAAGUACCGCGAGCUGGGGCGGCGCAGCGGCCGACGGGCGGCAGGGCUGGGGGGCAGCAGCCCCCCGCCUUCAGCCGGCUUCUCCGCGUCCGCUGCGUGGCACCUCCUUCCCCUCGGCGCCGUGGGCCGUGCGGUGGGCAGCGCGAGGGACGGAGCGGUGGCUUCGAGCUUGCUCUGGGGCUGAACUCUGGGAACCGAGUUCGGGUUCUUUGCUGCAGUUUAAUACUGGCUUACGACUAUAUUUUUCAACCUCUCUAGAAAUGAUCUGUUUUCCCCUUCUGACUGCUUUUGUCUUAAACCCGAGAUCGUCUAAACCUACUGGAGGAAAAAAAAAAAGAGAGAGAAAAAAAAAAAAAAAAAAAAAGGCUUUCAUUUAAGAUUGUUGCCUGCUUUUAGUGCCAGGAUCACGCAUUUCUAUGGCAACUCUGAGCUCAGCGGAGUUUAGAAAUCAGCACAGGGUUGUUACCGAGCUGAAGUACGCGGCCGCCGCUCUUGCCCGGCGCUGGCCGAGCCCGACUGCCGCCGCCACGGGCGAGUCCGUGGGUGCGAUGCGGCGGCUUGCGGGGGGUCUCGGUGUCCCUGCCCCGGCGGGCUUGCGCCGCGCGACCUGCUGCCCGGUGAGGGGUGGGCUCCCCUGCGCUUCCUAGGAACGACGUAAGGACCUGUGCUCCUCGUCUUGCGGCAGAGGCAAGUCUGCAAGUCGAGAAUAGCUUUGCCGAGCGUCCCGGGAAGCUGCGAGCAGAGGGGUUGGAGCGCCGGUGAGGCCGUGCUCUCCAGGUCUGGUUAUCCCGGAGGUCGUAGGGGUCGGGAGCGUGUAAGGAUUCAAGGAUCAGAGAAGGAGAGGCAUACGUGCGCGUACGGGUUUGGCUUCUGGCAAGCAAACCACCCCCUUCCUUUCUUCAGCUUUUCUUCCCUCCUAACCCCCCGCAGCUCUUCCCCCUGCUUGCUUGGAACAGGAACAUUUUUUACCUGCCUAGAAACAGCUCAAAAAAAACUAGGAGAGGGGGGGGGGGGGGGCAGCCCUGAUGUAAAUAAUUAACGUUACAAAGUGAAGUGUGUAUAACAUAAAAGGCGACAGCCCUUUGGUGACUUGUAAAUGCUUGAGAAGGUUGUGGUAGGAGGUGGAGGGCCGAGCGACCCCCCUGGGGCUCUGCCGCCGUCGCUGCCCCACCGACACCCGGGGCCGGCGGGUCGGGAAGGGGGGGCCCGCCCUGCCUGCCGUGGCCGCGGGGACCCCCCCCUUGGUUUAGUGGAUGGGAGGGUAGCGUAACGUGUGUAAUACGGAUAGGAGAAGCUGUGUGAGGUGUGUAUAGUGUAUAUUUUUUAAAAAUAGCUUGCUUGUAUUGUGAAGAUUUUAAAGACAAACUUGAGAAUUCUAGCCUAACUAUUAACACAAGUUUAACAUCAGUUACCCCACUGGGUUCAGAGCCUCUUGAAUGUAUAUUCCUUUUUGUAACCUAAAUGACCUAUUCUUCUACCAGUCAGCCAGACAUCCUAUUUAUAUUUUUAAUUUUAUAUAUUACUUUCCAUUUGUUUUCAUUAUUUCCAGCAUGUUUCUGGUUUCGGUUUUUGUUUGUUUGGGGGUUUUGUUUCUUUUUUUCUUUUUUUCUUUUUUUUU
Messenger RNA from Phalacrocorax carbo (great cormorant), 11170 nucleotides. The record is from RefSeq and is a predicted model, not a curated record. NCBI's taxonomy places the organism in Eukaryota, Metazoa, Chordata, Aves, Suliformes, Phalacrocoracidae.